This is a messenger RNA of Pseudonaja textilis, 8508 nucleotides long. NCBI's taxonomy places the organism in Eukaryota, Metazoa, Chordata, Lepidosauria, Squamata, Elapidae. The record is from RefSeq and is a predicted model, not a curated record.
AUCAUUUACUUCAGUUUGAAUUUUUAUUCUUUUUAUGACCCUGUAAUCUCUUGAUUCGGGGUGGAGUCGGAUGACUGAAUGGAGCCGAGCGUUUACUGACUGGAUGCCCUUCCUGAUGCCUACAUGGAGUUUGCAGCAGAUAUUUUCUCUUUGCGCCCUGAUAGAGAAACAUCUCUCGCUGCCUAGGAUUGAACUUUCACUCACCUCUAGGUCACCAUGCCACUCUUACUUCAGUUUGAAAUUAUUGUGUGAAACUAAUAAGGAACGCCUGAUGUAAUGCUAGCAUGGGAAAUUGCUAAGUGUUUUCUUGGCUAAACACUGUGGGAUAAGAGAUGCUGCUUUUGUGACAUUGCUUGCUCCCACCCGCCAUCCCCCAGCAAUCUGAGUGCUGUUUUCAACCUUUGCACCUUGUAGACCAAGCAAGAAAAUAAUUAAGUAAUUAAAUUCCUGGAACUCAGGAAAAAUUUCCUGACAGCAAUUAAUGGAACAGCUUGCCUCCUGGAGUUGUGGAUGCUCCCUCACUGAAGAUGUUCAUGGAAUGAUUGGACAACCGUUUGACCUGGAUGCCUUAGGCAGGGGCUGGAGUAGAAGACCUCUGAGGUUCCUUUCAGCCCCGUGAUCCUCCCCUCCCCUCCUGCUCGCUGAACUUUUUGAUAAACUUUUGUUUGGAAUUGACCAGAAAUAUAAAUCUAAUUCCUUAAUGGGAUGUUUUAUCAAUGAGAGAUCUAUUUUGGGAUGGCUUGUGAAUUUAGCUGUGUUACGUUAGUUCCCACUGCAUAUUAUCACCCAAAGUUUCUAAAUUUGCACUAUUAACUGGGAUUAUGAAAUAAUUUCUUUGUAUAUUUGAAAACAUGAUGUAAGGUGAUGUUUUGUGCGUUUAUGACUUUCAUAAGAUUUUGGAAUAUUUAUUGUUUCAGAUUUAUUAAAAUAAAUAAUGAUAUGUACAACUUUAGAGUCACUGCCUGAUUAGUCUUGGCCAAGUGGAACCCUGUUUAACUGGUACUAGAAAUAAUAGGUGUAAUGGGUUUGUUCAGUAAGGUGAAUUUAAACUACUGUUGAUUUCUGGUGACUUAGGUUUAUAGCAGAGAUUAUUUCAUUUAUAUUCUCGAAACCAUGAUGUCAUCAAGUAUGUCAUUCCGCUCCAAUAUUUUAAAAAACAAAUCAUUCAGAAUCUCACAAGAUGACAAAAUCCUGUCGAUUUCUGGUGAACUCAUCCUUGAGCUUUCAGGCAGUUAUGAUAUUCAAUUAAAAUUGAUACACCUGAAAAACACCUGAAAAACUCCCUGGUAUGGUCAUUGGGAACCCAUUGCUGUAAUUUGUUGACUCUCGGCUGCUGAUUGGUUUCUGGGUACAAUGUAAGGAACUGCUUCUCACCUAUAAUCCCAUUAGGGCUCUGCUCCAGGAUCCCCUCCUCCCACCAAGGCCGGGCAGGCCUGUCAGGUCAAACAGAAACUACCCUUGAGCCCACAUUUCAGAUGGAGACUGCCACAAGAAGGGGCUAUUUUUCACAGCAGCACUGAUGCUGCCAAACAGCCUGCUGGGAGAUCAGAGCCUUCUUCAGAAGCUUUCAAAGACAGAGUAGUUCUGAGAGCUUUCUCCCUGGUUUUGUUACACCAUUUUUAAUGUACAUGUUUUACCUUGGGGGUAUUGUACAGUUUUUAUGAAUGUUGUACCAUGGGUGUUUUACUUGGUUUUUAUGGUCUAUUACAGCAAGAUAGAAAUGUGAGAAAUAAAUAGACCCUCUACAGGUUUAGUGGAAUGUGAUGAAUCAAUCUAUUAUCUUCCCUGUGUCUUUUGGCAGGUUUGGGCUAAAGUUAGUCGCUAACUUUGCCCCAGUCUAGAGAUGGAUUAAAAAUCUGAGGCAGGAAGCAGAAGACUUUGGCCCGGGGCAUCUGUAGCCCUCAGCCAAAUAAGUCCCACAGGUGUUUAGCGCAUUCCAGCACAUCGGAAAUGUUCCUAACACCUUUACUUCAUGUUCUGGCUAUUUGCAAUGUAUGUAGGAUCUAAAGAUAGAUGCCUCUUGCAUCAGUUCCCACCUGGUUAGCUUCAUGCAAUUUCCUACUCGUCAGAAUCCAUAUUUGGAAUUGGUUUCAUUCAAUCAAUUGUUCAUUUUUCCUUUUCUUUUGCUUCCACUAUGGAGAUACGGUAGUGUAGAUGAUCAACUACAUAGAUUUCCCUUCUGCUUUACAGAAAAAUUUAAAAUAAUUGAGGUUGCCUGUAAGUAGCGUUAGUAAUCAUGUGCAAAGAGAAGCCAGCAUGACCCAGAGAAUGGUAGGGCAUUCUAGGAGGGGCUGUCCAAGAAUGAGGACAUACUGGCCAGGCUGGAAUUCCCUGAAGCCAAGAGAAACCUGGCCAACCUGCUCUGAAACUGUUGAAUAUCUUUAUUAUCAGCAAGUAGAUGAAAGUCAAGCAAAAAGAAUGCAGACGUCAAAGGGGAUAAGAUCAGGAUCAUCCAGCAAAAACUUGUUCUUUAAGGUACAUCAGGAGGACUUCGACUCCUGAACAGAGUGCCUGGAGGAGACCCACCAUGGCACAGGUGUGUCAGCCUUCACUCCUAUUUGCAGCUUUUGUGCUCUAUAUAGCCUUCUUUGUAGCCAGAGUGGAAGGGGCAUCGUGUCCCGCUGCCAGGAUUAAUGUUUCCGAAGUUUGUGAAGAUGUAGAGAGCAUUGAUGUCAAAAUAUCUGCCAACCUUACUCACCUCGUUUGUGACAAUCUUCAGAAUCUCAGUCAUGUUAACACCACCUUUAUAGUUCAAGCCUUGGAAUUCACCCUGAGGAAAAAAUAUGACCUUCCAGUCAGUAUAGUCAGAGUCCUUCUAAAUCAAGUGGAUGGGGAAGAGCUGAUCAAUGCACUGGAGGAAUUUAAUGAAAAGAUUGUGAACUCUUCCUUAAUUUCCAAUCAAGCGAAAAGUGCCAUCAUGAGAGCUUUGUGGGAUGAGAAGCUAAGAAACGAAGAUUGCUUCAAUGAGACCGCCUUUGUGACAUCCUGGUUCCAGAAAAGACUUCGCCCUUUUAUCUCGGGAAUUUCACCAGAGAUGCUCCAGUGUCUUCACAAUGAGACCAUGCAGUGCGAGCAAUACCAGGCGAUUGUUAAAGGAUUAGAUGCAGAAUUUAUGAAGAUGAAUCAUCACAUCCAAUACGAAGUUUUCCACUCGUUCCAACUUCCUUAUUUAAGGGGACUGAAUGCUAGUGCCUCCUCUCUUCAAUGCUAUGCUUCAAACACCAAUUUUUGGGUGUUUCUAGAAGAGACCUUUCAGGGUUUUAUUGACUUCCUGACUUUGAAGGAUCUGGAAACUUUGAUUCCCUCCUCUGACCUCCAAAAGAUUGUGAAUACAGUUCCAGCAGAUGAUCUGGCUGAUCUGUUUUCUAGAGAGGGAUUCAUUGAUGAUGAUCCUUUCUUGACUGCUGUGUUAAAGAUCUAUAAUAAAACUGGUUUAUUUAUUGACAGACUUAACCAGAAAAAUAUUAUCGACAUUCUUCCAAACGGCACCAAGGUGGCUCUUUUGGCUGGGCUCUGGCCCAGCGUGGUUUCCAGCAGCCAAGAGACUGAGGUGUCCUUGUGGCUGGAUAGCCGCUUGGCUCAUUCCUUCAUGUUUCUUAAUGGUGACAUGUUGAAUGCUAGUGAGACCUUGAACACCAGCUGUGGGAUAUUCCAAAAAAUAGUGAACAAACUGAAUGAAAAUAUUGUGAUGUUCAAAGACAAGGAAAAAGAAAUGUACUUUUCCAUCAAAGCUUAUCUGACUGCAAGCAAAAGCAGACCCCGAUGCUACAAUCCCAGCAAUCCAGAGAGGUCCAGUUGGCUUGCGAUGUAUCUUGGGAAUUAUAUUCGUUAUAGCAGUGCCAGAGACAUGCGCUUAUUCACAAACAAAAGUGCUGCCAUAUUUCAAGAUCUUGCUUUUAACCAAAACAAUCUGGAGCUGAUCAAUAGAAAUAAAAUCCGUAAAGAUUUGGCAGAAAUGUAUGCUACAGCGUUAUUUACGGUUGACUCGGAUUUCAAUCUUGACCGCCUUCCAGAUCAACUCACUUGUUUUGCGCAACGCUCCACCUUGAUCUCUCGUCUGAGCCCUGCAGAGGCCUUGAGCUUCAUUGCCCGGGUCAACCAACAUUGCAGCUCUUCCAACCCAUCCGCCUCUGACCGCCAGCUUGCUCAUAGGCUUGUGGCUCAAGUCAAGACAUUUGAUAAACAGACCUUGAUAGCUUUGGGGCAGCAAGCAAUGGGGCUCACCAUGGGUCAAAUUUCAAAUCUAACACCACAAGACCUAGUAGAUCACAAGGUUUUGGAAUUACUUGGCCAGGUCAAGGGCUGGAACAGAGGACAAUCCCAGAUUCUGGUAAACAAGAUCCUGCUCAAUUACAAGCUGGACACAGUUGAGAAAUUUGUGCUUCUCGGUACCCUAGCAGAAGGCUUGCCGGGUAACAGUUUUGACACCAUGACAGUCAGUUUUGUAGUUAAGCUGGCCAAGAAUGUGAGCUUUCAGACAGCUUUCAGAAAAAGUCCUGAUCAUGUGAAGAAGGCCUUUGUCAGCAAGAUCCUCUCAAGCUCCUCCUCUCUUGAUGACAUCUUAAAUAAUGUUCCAGAUAAUUUAAUUGAAUUUGUUCCCAAUUCAUUGCUGGUGUUUGGAGGCCAGAUUCCAGAUCUCCACAAAAUCAACGAGAAACCGUGGUCUCCACAACAGGCAGCAGUCAUGUUUGGAGAUAUCUUCACCAGAAUUGAGAACUACACAAUGCUUUCUCCAUUCAUCUUGCAAGGCUUUCAGUGUGAUGUGGCAAGUAAACUGAUACCUGGGCAGCUCUCCUCCCUAGUCCAAGAAGUGAGGCGUCAAAAGGCCAAUUUGAGUGAAGAACAGCUAUCCUGCAUGGCCAGACUUCUCAUCAAAAGCAACCUGACCACAAAUCUCAGCAGAUACCCAGCGGAUGUUCUGCUUUUUUUCCUCGUUAGUAAAGUAGAACAUCAAAGCUGUGAAAUGUUUUACACUUUGGCUUCCCAAGGGAACCUAAGUUUAUUGGCCAAUGGAUCAUCCCAGCGGACCAGACUUUUGGAGAAUGCAUUGCAUUGUUUUGGAGUAAAAAAUACUUCACUCAGCAAAGAGCAGCUCCAAAAGCUGGGAGUCUUUGUGUGUGACAUGAAGCCACCCACCAUCACAGACUCCGACCUGGCAAUCCUGGAGAAUUUGAAAGAGUGUCCAGAUCUCACAGCUGCUCAGAUUACAGCCCUCAGGAUGCUCCUGGCCAGUGGGAACACCUUAUAUGGAUCUCCUGCCUCCUGGGAUGAAACAACCCUUGAAGACCUUGGGCCUCUUGCUUUCUACAUAAAUCACACGAUCUGGGAUUCCAUUAACAAGGAAGAAAGGAUGAUCUUCUUCAGAAAGGUGAUGGAUGGAUACAGCCAAAGAGCUUUUCCAAAGGCAAAAACAAUCCUCUUCUUAAAAUCGGUUGGAUCUAAGGCUGCUUCCGCUCCUAGAACUAAACGGGCAACUGAAACUUGCCGGUCUGCUCCCAUCACCAGCAGCAACCUAGAAGAUCCACUUUUCAUAAUUCGCUAUGACAGUGCCCAGCAGUUGGAUGCAUGCCUGAGUGAUGAAGUCGUGAAGGCCAACCUGGCUCUUCUGCUUGAACAGCCCCUCCCGAAUGACUACGUGGCCAUAGUUAAAAAGAAAUUAGACAAGAGCUACCCAGAUGGGAUUCCAGAAGAUCAGUUGAGAUUGCUUGGCUUCCUCUCACGUCAGUACAGCACAGAUGAGAUUGGCAGUUGGAACCUCACUUCCAGUGACACCCUGGCUGCUCUUCUGAAUCCAAACGAUGGUGCCUGGGAGAUGCCACAGCUCAGGCGGCUGGUUUCAAGAUAUAUGGAACUGGGAGGCUCACUCACUGGUCCCUUAUUGGACAUGCUGGGAGGCAAAUACCUGUGUUUUCUGGAUGAAGAAGAGCUGCAGGAAAUCAGCCCAGCAUCCAUUAGGAAUGCUGCGAAGUUAGAUAUUUCCACUUGUGCCCAAGAGAAGAAGGAUAUCCUGUACCAAAAGGCCCACACUGCAUUUGCCAACCAAGAAGAAACACGUGCCUAUUAUCCUCUUAUCCAGCCAUAUCUAGGAGGAGCUCCUGUUGAAGAGCUGAAAAAGCUGGCUAGAUCUCAUGUUGGAAUGGAUAUUGAUACUUUUAUUAAUUUAAAUCCGGAAGAAGUGAAGAAACUCCGUGUCCAGGAUGUGAAAGAUCUGCUUGGUGUUAAUUUGCCCGACUUGAAAGAAGUUGAAAACCACCCUUCUGUUGCCAUGUGGAUCAAGAACAACUUUCAGUCUGAACUGGAUUCCCUUGGAAUUGGCCUGGUUGGAGGCAGGGCGUCUGUGUUCUCCACUUCUAUGGGCAGCACUGUGUCAAGUAUAUCUCUUAGUACAAAAUCUGAUGAUGCAUUCACUGCCGCCUCCCCUGUUAUCCCAAUCAUGGAAUCAACCUUAUCUAGUCCAGGCAACAUCAAUGUUACUACCCCUAGCACUCGUUCUGCCUCCUUGGAUUUGAACCCAUUCAUUUCUAGAGAUGCUACUGAGUCCUAUUCAACUCCUGUCUUCAAAAUCACUCUUAUGACUAAUGAAAUCUCUCCUUCCAUUAACAAUACCCAGACAACUUUUUCUGAUACAAUGCCUAAAGAUGCUUUCCCCACCAAUAUCUCUGCCAGCGUUAGAGCUGAUACUAUGGAUGGGAGAAGAAAUGCACUUGUCCCCACUGAAAUUACAAUAGAUUCCAACAAUACCACCACCAACAGAACAGACUUUCCUGUAAGUGGAAUCCCAGCCCCUUUCAUUGCAAGAGGGGUCAAUGCAACGACUUCUAAUGAACAUAUUAUAAAUUCUAGCAAUGUUACCGGUAAUAGCACAGCCGCACCUUCCGUCCCCACAAAGUCCUCUGUUUCAGUCCCAACAGAAAUUGUAGUUCCCUCUUUGAACAUCACUGCUGCUUUCAAUGAAACCGGUGGCACACCAGUCCCUCCCAUCUCUGCCACCGAUUUCAGUAGCAGCACAGCCAGUAGAACAGUCCUUCCUUCUGUACCAACAGAUUCGGUCACUGUUGUCCCCACCACUUCCUUAAAUGUCACAGCUGUUUCAGAUGGAGCAUUAUUCCAUAGCCCUGCAAGAUAUCUCAACGCAACCGUCUUGAGUAAACUUGUAACAGAUUCUAACAAUAGCACAGUUAGUGCCCCAGUUGUUACUACCACUCCCUUAGAUUCCACCACAGUUGUUAUCUCCAAAACCAGAGCUAUUUCUUAUAAUGUUUCAGUAACUUCAAAUUAUACCAUCGAAGACACUCUUUUCCCUUAUAAUGCAACAAGUAGCAAUGCAAUCCCUUCUGUUGAAACAACAGUAGCUUCUGAUGGCAACACCACAAACAAUGACCCAGCAUUUCCUAGCCCUGUUAUAGUUGGAUAUGGAACUGAUGGUCUCAAUGUAACUGUUUCUCACUCGCCCUCUGUUGUCAUAAACUUCACUCUUGGUGCAAAUACAAGCACACCCAGAACUUACUUCACCUCUGUCAUGUCCAGUAUAACCAGAACAUCUUCUGAGCGGCUUUCAACACUGCCUAAGCACACACUGGCUACAAACCCAGCACUGGUCAGCAAAAAACCCAUAACAAUUACAGACAAACAGCCAACUGCAUCAAGUAAAAUGACUUUCCAUUCCCAAGAAACCUCUCCCAAGACAGCUAUUCCCCCACUAUCCUCCCCAAAUCGAACAACCUCAAAGGCAGCUACAGCUAUCCAGAGAAGCAGCAGCAGCAGCAGCAGCAGCAGCAGAGCAGAUCUACCAACAAAACCACCUUCGUAUCCAACUCCAAAUGGCUACAUUAAUGUGAAACCACUAAGUGCAUCAGCUUUAAGCACAUUACUCAGUUGGACAGUUCUGGCAGUGUCUCUCACCAUUGGAAUCCCAAUUCAGAAGUUUCUCUAAAAAUACGGUUAUCUCAACCCCACCUUAACAAUUAUUGGUGAUGGUAUCCGUAAUACUUUCAAAAUUCUACUGCAAAAGCCUCUUGGAAAGAUAUCAGCGCUACGUAGACUAUGUCUAAGUGGGCAGGUGUCAAACUUUAUAUAGAAAAUCAUUGCACCAUUAUUGCUUGAAGAUGAAACUGCAUUUAUUGUCCCUUUCCUGUGCCCUAAUUGGUUAUAUUAGUUGAACAUAAUAUGGUCAUAUUUCCAAUGCAUGGAGAUGCUACCUUUCCACUGGAGUUUCUCAGUUCUGAGUGGAAGCAACUUGAAAUUUAUUUUUUCAGCAUCUGUCUUGGCACCUGGAUUUUAGCAGCAGCAGCAAAACUAUUUGAUUCCCAGCAAAAAGAAGAAAAGGACUAUCGAUUCAGAUGGAUUUUCUAGAUGUACCAACUGACUGUAUCCUGAGUUGGAGACUGGCUUCAAUAAUUGCAGGCGGUCCUUGACUUAUGGCCACAAUUGAGCCCAAAAUCUCUGUUGUUAAGUGAGACAUUUGUGAAGUGAAUUUUGCCCCAUUUUAUGAUCUUUGUUGCCAUAAUU